This is a messenger RNA of Bursaphelenchus xylophilus (pine wood nematode), 4701 nucleotides long. NCBI's taxonomy places the organism in Eukaryota, Metazoa, Nematoda, Chromadorea, Rhabditida, Aphelenchoididae. The record is from the annotation of a GenBank genome assembly.
AUGGGGCGGUUUGGAGAUCCGGCAUUGGAAGCGGUCUACCAGGACUACCAACUCGGCCAGAAUGUUUCUUUGAUGGUUUAUGCCCUAUGUAUAUAUACUACUACUCUUAUUUUAUUGGCCCUAAGUCAUCUUUUCCGGACAGAUUGGGUUCUUUUGCUAGCUACAACUUCGGCUUCAUUCGCGUUGGCUCUGAACAUCAUUUUAAAUAUUCGGUCUAAAAAGCAUCACAGCAGUAUUCUAAAAGUGAUUGCUCUGUGGUUAUGUACAACAACUGGCUGUACAUUGAUAUCCGGAGGUCAGAACGGGUUGCUUCCAGUGAUCAUCACCUGCUUUACAUUGUACACCAUCUUUUGCUUCCAUCUCGCCUGGACUGUUUUUAUUUGCGUUUCAUUAUCCCUUGCGCAAGUGGUGGUAUUCGUUCUUCAUCCGGUGUUGCCGUUCUCCAUAUCACAGGUGAGUAAUUAAGGUCUUUAAAGAGUGUGUUAAGAAUGAAGUGUUAAGUCUCGUUGACCUUUGUUUAAAUUUCUUCAACUUUUUGCCAACUGACUCUUCAUUAAUCUUUUUUUUGUCAUCGGAAGGAACAAAGAAACUUUUUUUAAAUCUGCAACAAGUAUUAUGUACAUAAUUGCUGAUAUUAUUUCGCAAUCUCGAAUGAAUCAUUUCUUUCAGCUUAUAGCCACGGUCAUUGUUCAUGUCUGCAGUAAUGGAAUUGGGAUCUACUUGUAUACAAUGAGAAAUCGACUAAGUAGAGCCAUGUUUUUGAAUUCCCGCAACGUUCUCAUGUCCCACCUGGAAGCCUUGAAACAACAGGGAGUUCUGGAGACUCUUCUGUCUGCGGUUUGUCCAAAGAAUCAGCUUCAAGAUGGACUCAAAUAUCUCUACGAGAAUAUGGGGACUAUGUCCACUGUUAAUGUUACUAGUUACAGACAAUCCGGGUAAGUUGUGAUUAAAAGGGCUUACAUUUUAAUUUCCGUUUACAGUGUUUUAUACGCCCAAUUUGACGGAAUGGAAGACCUUUUGUCUCAGAUCAGCCUUCAAGACUCUGGAAGAUUAAUCGCCGAAUUCGAACAGAGAAUAUCCAUUAUUGCUCAAGUAAGAAUUAGAUAACAGCAAUCAUAAUACUCAUAUUUCUUUUAGAAAUACGACCUCAUCAAGGUUUCCUCGUCUAACAUUGUUCUGGUCGCCAUUAAAACCGAAGACGAUUCGUUCCCUGAGGGCAGGAUUUGUCAAGCUGCGUUGGAUCUCCAUCUGAUGAUACGGUAAGACUUAAAAAGUCACUGUCUUACAACUUGCUAUGCAAACAGUGAAAACACUCGAUACGUAUUCGUGUUGCACGUUCCAAUGACGUUUUUUCAGCGGAUUCUGUGAAGCCAGUUCAUCAGAAAUUAAAGUGAAGAUCGGCUUAGCCAGCGGAUCCGUUUCGAGUGCUUUUCUCGGCGCCAGUAAAUGGCAUUUGGAAGUAACGGGGCCAGCGAUGGAUGAGGCCCUUCAACUCUCCCGCCUGUCCAGCAUGGGAACCAUACUCGUUUCGAGUCAAAUGAAGCCAAUAGUAGAUCAGCAUUACAAUCUCGAACAAAUCGAGCUCCAGAAAUACAUCUAUUGGAGAUUGGUGUCUUCGAAGAAUGGAGUCAGCACUCAGGCCAAUUUAUUAUUCCCAAAUCAGCGAAGAAUGUCGCUGACUACGUUGCCUCAGGCAGUUAACCGACUUCUUAAUGUCUGUGCUUCUCAAAAUACAUCAAAUACUGAGAAUGCAAUUACAAUGAAUGGAAGAAGAAAGAAGAAAGUUGUGGAUUCGUUAAACGAUCAGCUAAUUCUGGAUGAUUCUGAAUCCUCUAAAUGGAUGAAUAUGGCCACGAUGAGAUUCAGAGAGAAGACCAUCGAGAAGGCGUAUCACUUUGAGUUGGAUCGAUGGUUUAUCCCGGCCUUGACCAUCUGCAUCAUCCUCAUGAUUCUUUACGGUGGAUAUCAAUGUUUGGUGAUGCCGCGACUUUUGGUUACAAUCGUCAUGCUCACAAUUGCUAUCGCUAUGACCUUAUCCUUGCUUCCUUUGCUCUAUGCCAGAGACUUGGAACAUUUUUGUCAUUUUGUGACCCAGACUUUUAUUGGUCAUUACAUCACCAUUAUUCUGGUAUUGGUGUUGAUGUAUGUUUGCGUGGUGGUCAAUAUCUUCUCCUGUCCAACUGAUGGGCACUCCUCUUCCACUUGUCAUGUUGUUUACUAUCCAGUGGCCUCAAUUCUCUUCUGGAUGUUGGCCGCUUCUUCUUUCAUUAGGUUUGGAUCAAUUUACUUAUUGUCCUUGCUGUCGGUUGGGAUCGGUAUCUUCUGUAUUCACAUGUUCUUUACCCACGCAUAUCUCUAUACUUCAUUUGGAGCAUUCAUGGGGUAAGCAAUCCUCAUUUGAAUUACAAAGAUUUAACAUUUUCAGAUGGCCAAUUCAAACAGAUAUCGUCCUCGGAUUAUUUACGUUUUCUUUUCUUAUGUACCUCCAGAGCCGAAGAAAUGAAAAGUUGAUCCGAAUCGACUUCAUAUCACAUCUGAAGGUAAUAAAUCCCCGAGCACACUUUAGAUCCGUUUAAUCUUUUUUUUCUUAUCACAAAUAACAUUUUUAGUUCAUGGAAAACAUGCGGCGUUUCGAUCGUGUGAACGAGCUAAUAAAGACCCAAUUAAAUAACCAACUGCCCGAACAUGUCGCCAACAAUUAUCUCAAUCGAACUGACCCUUAUUGCCAUCUCUGUCAGAGUGUGGGCAUUCUUACUGUAAAGUUCGGCGAGGAUUCUGACUGGCAUGGAAUUCUGGGAUUACAAAGGCUACAAGAGCUGAUAAGGGAACUUGAUCUACUAGUGGAGAGCUUCACGGGUCUCGAGAAAGUACGAAACAAUGGCUCGUUGUAUAUUGUGGCCGUUGGGGUAUUGCCAGAGGCCCAAAACAAUGUCCAUGAUGCUCCAUUUACUAUUGGAGACCUGUUGGCCUCGUUGACAAACUUUUCUUUCGCUGUCAAAGAGAUCGCGACAGAAGAGAACAUCAAAUUUAGCUUAGGUAAAGCCUUAUUUCUCUUGUUUCAUGAGGAAAAUUCCAUUGCAGUCUUCGUUUGUUUUAGGAAUGGAUUGUGGACCUGCGCUUUCGGUUGUGAUCGGAGGUAAUCGUCCCCAUUACGAAGUAAUUGGAGCGCCCAAAGCCCGAAGUUAUAAAUUGAUGGAAACUGCCGAAAAGACUUUCAACCGGAUUCUGGUGUCAGAGGAAAUAUAUCUGGCGUUGAGACCACGAAACUUCAAUUUGGAUGACCGUAACCCAAUCCAGAUCGCCCCUGGACUAAUUGGCUAUGGAUUUGUCGGAGAUAUCACAACUGAUGUGAACAUUCCUUCAAUCCGAGCCCGAGUCAUUAAUUCCAACAAUGAAUGCAAACCCCAUAGAGAUGAGGGAUCUUCGGCCGAGAGCAGUGAUGAAGAUGACCACAGUGGAGACAGAUUGAUUGAAGAGAAAACGGAGAGCACCACCCUACCUACAAUGCCCACACAAUCGAUGAAAGAGAAUGGCCAAUGUCAUCCACUCAGCUUCUUUGCCGAGCAUAAUCGACCAACAACAACUGAGAGGAAGCUGGAAGACUUCACAUCAAUGAAUUCAUCCAUCUCAUCGGAGUUAUAUUCGAUUGAUAUGAGCGUAGAAACGGACUCGGAUAUGGAAUGGAUAACACCGGAGAUGAUGUUGUAUGAUAAAGCCAAUCAGAACAGACCCCCCGCCAGUCCAAGUCAAGCGUAUAAGGGAGAUUGUGCCAAACAAUAUUCUGAUUUCUCGGAGAUUGAAAACUUUAGAGGAUCAGCAAGUGUCUACAAAAAGAGAAAGAGACGGUAAAAAAUAAAUUAAGCCAUUAAUUCGUAAUUUCAGACAAAAACGUCUUCCACUGAAUCGAAAUGGGCCGAAGAUUCCUGAUUGGUUAAGUAGCAAGUCAUCCUUUGCCUCAGAGGUGUCCUUACCUCAUGCUGAUUAUGCCCCGGCUAUAGAAAAACUGGAUUCGACCAGUAAACGAGUAGAUCGAAUGCUGCAAGAGCUGGCCAACAUAAAUAUCCAGAAGCACCCCAACAAUCAGCCCUUCCCAACUGGACUUUCUAAUAGCAUGAGGAGCGUAAAUUCGAAGAGAGAAAUGAGUAGUGCAUGCCAUACUGAAUACGAUAACGCUGAUUCGGAGACAGCUUUCUCGGACAACGAAUUCAUGGAGUCCAGAAGGUAGGAUAAUGUCUUUCUAUUCCAAGGUUUUUUUACAUUUUCAGAAGUCUAAAUGAUUCCAAAACUGGGCGAACCUCCAGAUUGGCAGCUAUGGCCAGAAGCCUUGGCCGUCGAAAAAAGCCAGUGGAUAUCGAAAAUGAUGCUGACAUCGACAGUAAUUGCUCUUCCCUGAGAGGAUCCACGAUGUUCGAUGGUCUUCGCUGGAAGUCGGUCCAUUCGAUUGGCUACGAAAACGAAUACGAAUUCGUUUCCGAGACAGACAUUUCCAACGCCGGCUCAAAACUCUCAGGAAUCUCGAAUCAACCAGCUGUCCGAGGAGCUGUGGGAAUUGAUAUAAACUGUAAAGCGAUGGAUGAUGACGAGUCCGAGGAUGACGUCAUCGACCAGAAUACGGCAAAGGAAGUCCUUCAAAUCGCACAGGACAUUCGACGCAACUUUGGAGACUUUGAAUUGUCCACGUUCUCGGAUCGGGAAACUUGA